Peronospora matthiolae is the source of this 261-nucleotide messenger RNA. The record is from the annotation of a GenBank genome assembly. NCBI's taxonomy places the organism in Eukaryota, Oomycota, Peronosporomycetes, Peronosporales, Peronosporaceae.
AUGGGAAAAAGCUUUAUGCGUGAAGAGCUUGAAGCGCUCGAAGACAACGGCUUGUGGAGCUUCAUUAAGCGGCCACCCAGCAGCAACGAGCUACAGACCGUGUGUGUAUUCAAGACAAAGACUGAAGCGCACGGCGACCUCGAGCGACUCAAGGCUCGACUUAUUGCGUGUGAAAACGAGCAGGUCUAUGGUAUCGACUACCAGCUCACCUCCGCGGCAGUCAUGGACAUGUCCACGGUGAAGGUGCUUUUGGCUCUGUAG